GCGACGCUGCACGCCGCCGGCCGGUCCGGAGCUCGAUACUAUGGACAAGUUUCUUCUCAAAAGAAAAGCAUCAUCACAGGAUGUUCCGGAAGAAAUAAAUUGGGAAGAGGAGAUUCAAUAUGAUCCGGGCAAGAGAAAAUUGAUUGAGCAUUAUCAUCCUAAUUUAAAAGAUCUGGUAAGAAGGAAGUAUUUGUUGAAUGGACCUUGUCAGCCAAGAGAGAUUGAUUUUGAAUCCUCAGAUUUUGGGGGUAAACAGAGAAAGUUCAAUCCCGAAUGGUUUGAUGAAUUUGAGAGCUGGCUUGAAUACAGCGAAGAGAAGAAAAGGGCAUAUUGUUUUCCUUGCUUCUUAUUUAGGGAUCGUAGUCAGAAGAAAGAAGCUGGAUAUGAGGCAUUCGUUGUGAAUGGUUGGAAGAGCUGGAACAUGAAAUCAAGGUUAAAAGAACAUGUUGGUGAGGUUCAAGGUGAAACUUUGAAGGUUGCAUAUUUUGCUCGAUUGAAUGCCGCUAUUGACACAGCUAGACUAUUGCUGAAGCAAGGGUUGCCUUUCCGGGGACAUGAUGAGUCAAAGAACUCGCAUAAUAGAGGAAACUUCUUGGAAGUUCGUGAUUUCUUAGCUGAGCAUGAUCCAGUUGUACGCAAGGCUGUGGGAAAAGAUGCUGCAAAGAAUUCUCUUAUGUCGGCUCCUGAAGUCCAGAAAGAUAUUGGUGAAGGUUUUGCGCAUGUGAUAGUGCAAUCUAUUCUGAAAGAAGUUCGCAAUAAUGUGUUUUGUUUGCUUGUUGACGAGUCUAGAGAUGUCUCUGGCAAAGAACAAAUGGCCGUGGCCUUGAGGUAUGUUGAUAGUUCCGGGGAUUCUAAAGAAAGUUUUGUUGGUCUUGUCCAUGUGAAAGAAACAACGUCUUCAUACCUCAAGAGUUCAAUUGAUUCUCUUUUUGCAAAAUAUAAACUGAGUUACAAUCAAGUUAGAGGACAGGGGUAUGAUGGUGCUAGCAAUAUGCGAGGUCAGUUUAAUGGCCUCAAAUCAUUGAUCAUGAGAGAAAGUAGCACAGCUUAUUAUGUUCAUUGCUUUGCUCACCAACUUCAGUUAGUUGUUGUGGCUGUCGUAAGAAAGCAUAAAGGAGUUAGUAAUUUCUUCAGCAUGAUUUCUACCUUGCUAAAUGUUGUGGGUGGAUCUUCCAAGCGAAGGGACAUGAUUAGAGAUAUUAAUCUUGAAGAAAUGAGAAAGGCUUUAGGGUGUGGACAGCUUACAACAGGAACAGGAUUAAAUCAAGAGCAAUGCCUUCAAAGGCCCGGAGACACUCGAUGGGGUUCCCAUGCUAAAACACUUAAGAGUUUGCUUCACAUGUUCAGGUCAGUUGUUAAAGUUCUAGAAUUUGUGGAAGAAGAAGACACUGAUAGAACAAAUAGAGACCAAGCAAAUGGUCUUCUAGUGUAUUUUCAAUCUUUUGACUUCGUAUUCUAUUUGCAUCUUAUGUUGACAAUCCUCACGACUACAAACACAUUGUCAUUAGCAUUGCAACGGAAGGAUCAAGACAUAGUAAAUGCCAUGAAAUGUGUGAAGUCAACUAGAAUUGUUCUGAAUGAACUUAGAGAAAAUGAAUGGGAAUCUAUGCUAGGUGAAGUUCAUGUGUUUUGUGAGACACAUGAUAUUGUAGAGUUGGACAUGGAAGAAGCAUAUGUUAAUCCAAAAAAGAGAAGGCAGGUAACUGGAAUUACCAACAAACAUCACUAUCAAGUUGAUUGUUUCAAUGAUGUUUUUGAUUGGCUAGUUCAAGAGCUUGACAAUCGGUUCAGUGAGACAUCCACUAAUUUGCUUGUUUGGUCAGCGGCUUUGAGUCCAAGAGACUCAUUUCGUGAUUUCAAUUUGGAGAAUCUUAUGAGUUUGGCUAAACUAUACCCUCAAGAUUUUGAUUCUGGGGAAUUGAGGGAUCUGGAUAAGGAUCUACGCCUCUAUAUUGCUGAUGUACGCACAGAUGAUAGUUUUUUCAACAUAGCAACAAUCACUGAGCUUUCGAAAAAAAUGGUGCAGACAGGGAGGCACAUUGUGUAUCCUUUGUUUUAUCGGUUGUUGAAACUAGUAAUUGUCUUGCCUAUUGCCACUGCUACAGUUGAGAGAUGCUUUUCAGCUAUGAAACUGGUCAAAACCUGCUUGCGCAGUCGCCUCAAUGAUGAUAGUUUGAGUGAUGAUCUUAUUUGUUAUGUGGAGAAAGAAGAAAUGAAAAAGGUCACCAAUGCUCAAGUGGUUGAGUAUUUCAUGGCUCGGAGGAACAGAACGUACUAAAGGUUAUUGAACCUUAUUGUCCGAUGAUGUAUUUUGGGAUUUGGAAAUGCAGCGUGAUCUUUUUCAAGUAAUUUUGAACCUUGUUUUAUUAUUAUAAUAAGCAUUUUGAUGGCUACAUUUUAUUUUUACAAACCACCUUCUUGUUAUAUCCAAUAAUGUGUGCUACAAGUUAUGAACACACCUUUAUUUAAUAUAGUCGUUGCUUAAUUUUUUAAAGCUUUGUUAAAGUGGUGCAUCGGGUAACAUUUGCUCCAGCUCCGCCCCUGGCUGU
This is a messenger RNA of Triticum dicoccoides, 2549 nucleotides long. RefSeq names its product zinc finger MYM-type protein 1-like. The transcript has 4 exons. Gene Ontology annotation, molecular function: protein dimerization activity. Bases 41 to 2278 code for a protein of 745 amino acids. The record is from RefSeq and is a predicted model, not a curated record. NCBI's taxonomy places the organism in Eukaryota, Viridiplantae, Streptophyta, Magnoliopsida, Poales, Poaceae.